AUGGCUUCUCCUGUCCGUGAGUCCUCGGCAUCAUCUAGCAAGGCCAUAAGUAUCAACAACCUCAAUUCACAAGAAAUGGGGACCCUCUUCAACCAUGCUAUGGAGGUUGAGGGGCAGCUGGUACGGCAUACUAAUGGUGGGCCGUCGGACUUCGAUGAGUGGUUGCGAAGUAAGAUCCGGAAGAUGAAAGAGAGAGCAAAGGCCAUACACCGGUACCCAGGUUCGGAGCGUAGCGGAUCUCCGGCGCCUCCUCCGACACCUCCCUCCACACCUCCGGAGGACGAGCAGCCCGACAAGGCCCCAGUCCGGAACUCGACUAGGUCUGGGGUAAAUUGUCCCUACUUCCUGCGAAAAGGAUAUUGUCCGGCUGGAGAGGAAUAUUGUCUUGGAGUUCAUGACGAAUUCUUGUUGUGGUUGCGGGAGCGUCAAGAGUUUGCCCUACCAGAGAAAUCGGAUAUACCCCCACCCGAGACCAAAGCACCAUCGACACAGGUACGUCCAUGGAUUCAAGAUCCCGAAAGACCCCUGGUCGUGGGCUCAACCUGCAGGAGCGUGACCGUUUCCUGGCCCAAGCCCGGCAAGGUGGCCAUCUUGGGCUAUGGCAACCUUGAGAUGGCCAAGGACGAGUGCGCCAAGUUCAACGGGGACUCGGUUCCAAGAGGCCAAUUCAAAUUGAUCUGCGGCCACAAGGUUACCGCCACCCUGUCUCCUGAAGCCCGUCCCGACGAAGCACCGCGGGCGUCACGAGUGUCCUCCCAAGUCACGGUGCUUUUUGAGCCCUCAGUCAAGACAACAGACGAGAGUUUGAGGCGCUCAAUCAGGAAAACCUUGAUACCAGGUCCUCGUCAAGUCACCAUGGGAGAGUACACGGCUACGGUAGAGGAAAUGAAGGUCGCAGUGCGCAAUCUUCUAGAACUCUAUGCGCCUCUCGAGUUGUUUCAAGUCUUUGACGACUCGACUGGAACGCGGCUGGAAGGAACCGCAUGGUUUCCGGACCUCGUGGGUGCGUUGGGGGCUUUUAAAGGACUCGACAAAACGUCCCUCCCCUUCUACCCCGAGGGACAGCUGAGUGUACGUCUCCAUAAGCGCACCGAGGCCUGCAGGUCCCACUGUGGUCAAUAA
Trichoderma gamsii is the source of this 1122-nucleotide messenger RNA. RefSeq lists its product as hypothetical. The coding region runs from base 1 to 1122 and encodes 373 amino acids. NCBI's taxonomy places the organism in Eukaryota, Fungi, Ascomycota, Sordariomycetes, Hypocreales, Hypocreaceae. The transcript has 2 exons. Gene Ontology annotation, molecular function: metal ion binding. The record is from RefSeq and is a predicted model, not a curated record.